UUUUGCAGGCACAGCGUUUGAAGGCCGAAUAUUUCCAGGGCUCUCUCUCUUUUUCUCUCUAAGAUUUAAGGGGGGAAAGGGGGAAAAGGGGGAGAAGAAAUCAGCAUCGCCAGAUCUGCAACUCCCCUGCGCCUCCUUCUCCUUUUAUCCCCAUUUUUUCUCAUUUUAACCGAGGAUUUUGAUCGAGUUUCUUCUCUAUAGGGGUUAGGAUGGAUUGCUACCCUAGGAAAGCGAACAUCAUGCAGCCGACUGCUAAGGUCGAUGCACUUGAUUGUAGAUCAAACAAGAACACUAGAGGGAGGUGCAGUGUGCUUCAUUUCGAUUUCGAUCUCCACCACGAGCCAGUUGUUUGCCCAAAACCACAACGUGUUGCCUGCCCUUCAUUUGUAUCAGAUGACCUUUAUAGGUUUUGCUGCAAACCGCGGAGCAACCACAAAGGGCAGGAAGAACCAAGCCCUGGUCUGAAUUCUGUGGACUUGUUUCUGAGCACGAAUGGGUGCAAGGAAGAUGCAGAGCCAAACAGUCCGGCGAGCUAUUUUUGCGGCUCACCUCCGGUACGAACCAGCAACCCAUUAGUUAGAGACGAACAAUUCAAUAGGCAGACCUUAACUCGCCCCACCUCUGUUCUUUCCCAUGGUGGGAAGCCCAUAGUUAGGGUUGAGGGCUUUGCCACCUCUUGUGGGGCUUCAAUUGGAGCAAAGCCGAAGGUGAGGAUUGAAGGCUUUGUAUCCUCAAGCCCUGAAUCUCAAUGCAUAGUCCCGGCGCUUGCCUAACAAUGGCACGGGAAACCCAUAUCCGUUUUUGACUUUGCAAUCUCUCCAUGCCUGUAAAUUUUACGGAGAACUUCGAUUGCCUUCUAAACCAGCUAGAGAGAGAGAGAGAGAGAAACCAGUACGGUUUUUUAGUCUCACCUGUGGUUUGUUCUUCAACCUUUUGAUAGUUGUUGUUGUCUUGUACAGAGUGAAAGAAUGAGUCAAGGAGUGAGAUCAAUUUAGGCAUCCAUGUUGAGCGAAUAGGUUGAGGUCUUCUAGAGUAAGACUGCAUUCUAUUUGGUUUUGUAAGCUCUUGGGGAAAAACAUUUGUACAGUAAGGUGAAUUGUAUAUACACUUUGUGUUUGCAAA
Amborella trichopoda is the source of this 1122-nucleotide messenger RNA. RefSeq lists its product as uncharacterized. The record is from RefSeq and is a predicted model, not a curated record. Lineage: Eukaryota; Viridiplantae; Streptophyta; Magnoliopsida; Amborellales; Amborellaceae.